Messenger RNA from Pyrenophora tritici-repentis Pt-1C-BFP, 1392 nucleotides. Its product is annotated as LipA, acetyltransferase and hydrolase protein. Lineage: Eukaryota; Fungi; Ascomycota; Dothideomycetes; Pleosporales; Pleosporaceae. The record is from RefSeq and is a predicted model, not a curated record.
AUGCGUCUUCACGGUGUAUCACUGGCGGUUUGGGGCAUUGUCUCGCAGUCUUUUGCCGUCCCAACCCCAGCCCCAGAUGGUCUGCUGCCUGGCCUUCUGCCCGGUGUAGUAUCGUUCGUACAAAACCUUCUCGGAGAUAUCAAUAGGGCAGUCGCAGAGGGUGAUCCAACAAAAGUGCUCAAUAUCCUAAAGCAACUACAACCCCUAACACGACCUACCAACAUCGAAGAUGCGAUGGGAAGAGCAGCUUACAUCUGGACGAAACCAUCACCACGACAAGACUUAUAUUCCGCUGCUGCGGAGCAAAUAGUCGACGGCCUUGUUCUCGAUGAAACGCUGAAAGCGGCCCUUACUGGCGGCUUGCCAGUAGGAGAGAACAAUAUUAAUACCAACAAUCCUUCGCCACCGACGAUCAUCUAUCCAAAGAAGAACGCUACCGACGCACCCUAUACGCUCUCAGAGUCUGCCCUACGCAAAGCUAUCUACAUCCCACCCAGCUUCGUCUACGGUGCAGGUAGCAAACGCCCUGUCAUUUUUGUACCAGGAACUGGCGCUUACGGCGGCACAAACUUCGCCUCCAACCUACGCAAGCUGCUCACAGGAAAAAGCUAUGCCGACCCUGUAUGGCUCAACAUCCCCGGCGCCAUGCUCGGCGAUGCUCAAACAAACGCCGAAUACAUAGCCUACGCUAUCAACUACAUAAGCGCCAUCUCCAAACAAAACAAAGAAAACAUAGCCAUCAUAUCCUGGUCCCAAGGCGGCCUGGACACACAAUGGGUUUUCAAGCACUGGCCUUCAACUCGCCCUUUGGUCAAGGAUUUUCUGGCCGUAUCUCCGGAUUUCAAGGGCACCGUGUUGGCCAAUCUGCUUUGCUUGUCACCAGACAGCAACUUAGGGCUCCUGCCUUGUGCCCCUUCUGUUAUCCAGCAAGAAGCUACAUCAGACUAUGUAAGAUCCCUAAGGAGCAACGGCGGCGACAGCGCAUAUGUGCCCACGACGACUUUCUACUCCAGUUUCUUCGACGAGGUUGUCCAGCCACAGGAAGGCACCGCUGCAUCUGCGUUCAUCAACGAUGCCCGCAAUGUGGGCGUUUCGAACAACGAGGUUCAGGCCGUAUGCAAGGGCCAAGCGGGUGGUUCCUUCUACGGACAUUCUGGUGUUUUGCUUAAUCCCCUAACGUACGCGCUGAUUGUUGAUGCGCUACAACACGAGGGUCCGGGAAGCUUGGAGCGUAUUGAUGUGAAGAGUGUGUGUGAUAGCUAUGCUGCGCCUGGGCUGGAUUUGGAUGAUGUCCUGGCUACUACUGGACUUAUACCUGUAGCACUUGUGCUUAUAUUGGCCUAUCCACAGAAGUCGCUUACGGAGACCCCAGUGAGGGCGUUUGCUGGGUGA